Messenger RNA from Elephantulus edwardii (Cape elephant shrew), 5883 nucleotides. RefSeq names its product tet methylcytosine dioxygenase 1 (gene TET1). Bases 1 to 5883 code for a protein of 1960 amino acids. The transcript is spliced from 11 exons. Gene Ontology annotation, cellular component: nucleus. The record is from RefSeq and is a predicted model, not a curated record. Gene Ontology annotation, biological process: positive regulation of transcription by RNA polymerase II; oxidative demethylation. Lineage: Eukaryota; Metazoa; Chordata; Mammalia; Macroscelidea; Macroscelididae. Gene Ontology annotation, molecular function: DNA 5-methylcytosine dioxygenase activity; DNA binding; zinc ion binding.
AUGUCUCGACCUCGCUACACAAGGCCUUCCAGAUUAGGCAGGAAGGAAGAGCUAAGCAAAAAGAAACUCGAUCCCUUGAAGAGGACCUCCAAGCCAACCAACAAACACGUGGCCUCAGUUAAAAAUGGGAACCCUGGAAAAUCAAAGCUCCUUGUUCAGGAAAGAGAUGUUAAGAAAAGAACAGAAGCCCAGCCCCCCAUGCCAGCCACAAGCCUUCUGACAAGAGCUGGGGCAGCGAGAAUGAAUUUAGAAAGGAGUGAGGCUCUUCAGAACCCAGAGUCCUUGACUUCCAUCGGGUUUACCAUGGCCCUCCGGAGCACGUCUCUUAGCAGACGACUCUCCCAGCCCCCGGAGGUCAUAGCCAAACCUAAGAAAGCACCACCCUGUAAGAAUUUAGAGAAACGUGAAGGUGAGCACCAUGCAUUUGCUGAUGUGGGUGGAAGACACCCAAAAAGCCAACCAAACCUGACACAAGAACCCCCAGCCCCGCCUGACACAGAACAUCUGAUGGAUGUGCAAGAUGCCUCUUUUGGUCAAGAUGAGAGCCAAAAUGCAGCCCAGCUUCGGUCUGAAAGGGUUGAAGAUGCCAAAGUAACUACCUCUACUCACAGUGACCCUGCGGCAGACAUCCAGUCCAGGCCAUUGGCAGCGACACGUGGCAGAGGGCUUGUUUCUGGAGCAACGUUAGAUGAUGUCAAAGAUUAUGCUAGAAUAUUUGCUCAGAACUCUGAGUGUUCUCCUUUGCCUCAAAGCACAAUCUCCAAAGAUACCUCUCUAGAAAAGCCCAAUGCUCAGUUAGCAGAUUUGGGUACACAAGAAGAGUCUCUUGAGCUAGCUCCUCCUUACUCGGAUCCCAUCAGAAGUGAACACGAUUGUUGUCCUACCGACAGCUUUAACAGGGUUAUGCCAGACUUGGACCUUAGAAACGGUUUGCCUUUUGGUGGGUCUGUGUAUCCUACCUCUUUAAUAAAAUUCCUCUUGGCAGGCUCUGAACAAGAAACCCUUGAUGCUAACUCAGAUCUUCAGGAGGCCCUCAAAGCUCCCUUAGAUCAACAAGAAGUUUCUGGUACUAUGGAAGACCAAGAAAAUAUUCCUGAUGCCAGUCCUGUCCUAAGAGAUGCCUUUAAUGCUGCCCCACCUCAGUGGGAUGUCCCUAGUGCUAAUCCAGACCAUGGGGAGGUGCUCCAGGAGACCUUAAACUCACCAGAGGUUCCUGGUGCUUCUAUAGUCCAAGGAGAAGUGUUGGGUGCCAUGCUAGACCAACAACAAAGCCUUCCUGUGAGUGGUGGUGCUGCUUUCCCAAACCUGCCUGUCUUCCUUGCUCCUCCAGACCCCGCUGCCACAUACCAAAUUCCCCAAGAGUGGCUUCAGCCCCAGACCACUGUGACAUAUGGGAUUGAGGCCCACCGUGCUUUGCAGAUUCUGCCUUUGGACCACUCUAGUCAUGCUCCUCAGUCAUCAUACUCAGAGAAAAGUCCAGCACCUUCAGCAAUAGCAAUAGGCAAUAAGGGAGGUGAGGAGCAGAUUCACAGCAGCUUUCAAACAGUUUACACUCCGAAGUUAACAUCAGUCCCCCAGAUAGGACAAUACCAGCCUUCAAUGAGCGUUGCCCAGUCCUCCCAGCUUGGGCCCAGCCGUACAGCAGAAGAGAGUUCCCAGGUCCACGGAGUCAGCACAGUUCACAACCCCACGCUGGCAUCUGCGUCACUGUCAGUUGCCAAUACCUCUUCGACCCACACAACUUUGCUACCUACUUUGGAAAAGAAAAAACGAAAGCGAUGUGGAGUAUGUGAGCCCUGUCAGCAGAAAAUUAACUGUGGUGAAUGUACUUACUGUCGGAAUAGAAAAAACAGCCAUCAGAUCUGUAAGAAGAGGAAAUGCGAGGUACUGAAAAAGAGACCAUCAGCCAAGCAACGAUCUGUUCAUUCCGUGGUUAUAAAGGAAAACAAGAGGCCCCCGAGAGAAAAGAAGCCCAAAGUUUCAAAGGGAAAUCUUGACAACAAACCAGUAAAUGGCCUCCAGUCAGAAUCCAUGGAAUACAGUAACUAUGGUCAUGAGAGAGAACAGAGAUUGGAAUUGAACCUGCAACCCCUUGAAAAUGUUACUGGAAAUGUAGAAAGCAUGACAGGUAUUGAAGUAGAGAAGUGGAUUCAGAAUAAGAAGUCACAUGUAACUGAUCCUGUCAAAGGAGAUUUUGGUGCACUUGUGACAGAAGCUGAAACACAGAAAAACUCUGAAGAUAUCACAAAGAAAGCUCUACUUGAAGCUCAAAACCUCCUUGAAGCUCAAAACCUCUCUGCACAAACUUUAAGAAAUGGCAUUAAAACUGUACACUAUUUACCAAUUGAAGCAAAUGUGUCUUUUGAGAAACUCAGUAUUGAACAAUUUGGCAAGACAUUGGAAACCAGUUCUUAUAAACUCCCGACCAGCUCUGCAAACCAUAACAAUACCAUGAGCUCCGUCGCCACAAGCUUGACUUGCGAGCCUCUUAAGGAUGGAUAUAAUUAUUGUGUCUUCCAGAAACCUGGCUUUGACUCCAAGUCUGUUCCAGAUGGCACAAAUUUCAACUUAAAUAAUUGUAGUGGUGCACACAAGGCAAGUGAUCAACCAAAAUCUCUUGAUAAUGUACCCAUUAGAGAACCAAAAGAUAGGUCUCCAGUUCAACCAAGUCUUUUGUCCCUGAUUAAAGAUAGGAGCUUAACAUUUGAGCAAGUAGUAGCCAUACAAGCCUUGACCCAACUCUCAGAAGCUCCAUCAGAGUCUUCCUCACCAUCAAAGAUAGAGAAGAAUGAAGUAUCCCAGGAGACAACAGCUAGUUUGCUUAACAGCUGUAAAGCUAUUCUCUGUUCUGUAAGAAAAGACCUCCAAACCCCAAAUUCACAGGGGGAUUCUCAAAACCUGCAUCAUUCUCCAUCAUUGACAAAGCAAAGUUCAUGCAACAUGGUGGUCUUCAAUGGCCAAAAUACCAUUUCUAAAUCAACCAGUAAAUCACAGACAUAUCCAAAUGUAACAAAUUCAAGUUCUUCUUAUAUUGGUCAAGGUGGAAUUACUCAUGACAGUUAUUCCAAUAGUAAUUUGCAACAGCGUCAAUCAAGUAAUAAGCAGUUGAGUUAUUCUAUCCCAUCACUGGACAGUAAUAAAAUGUUGAACUCAAAUAAUGAUCAGUCAUAUCAGGAAAUUACUCAUAGUCAAAUAGAAGAGGAUGUUGCAACACAGCUAACACAACUUGCAUCAACUAUUAAUUUCAACUUUAUCCAUUCAGAGGACAAAACAGGUGAAAACAUACCAACAAGCCUUUCUGCAUAUGAUGCACAGCUGGGGGAUAAUCAAGAGGCGACCAUAAGACAACAGAAACCACAAAGAACUGUACAGGUUAAUCAUGACUCAACAUCAGCAAAACAAAAGAACAGAUCAGAUAAACAUACAAAAUCCACUCAGCCAAGAGAUCGUCGGAAAAUGAAGCCCGCAUUCAAAAGUAUUGAAAAUAUCCAGAAGAAGACGUUGGAGCAGUGGUCCCAAGAGUAUUCAAUAUUAGGUGACCUUUGGAUGUCAUCCCAUUUUCAAAAUUUUGGUACAUUUACUCAACGGUAUUUCCCUCUUCUCCUUGGAGAAAUGACCUCCUCAACCAAAGUACAGAAGUUAAGGACUCAAAUGAGUACCACAUUACAACACAAAACAGUUUUUCCUCCACGUGCUCAAAUAAAGUUCCAGAGUUGUUCUUCUGGAUUAUCACAGGAAAAUAUUACUGAAGUUAACCCAUUGAAUUCUUUAUCCCAAUUAAAAACAGAAUCCAAUGGGCAGGUGUUUACAGAUAAAGCUUACAAUUCUCAGGUACAGCCAACAGAGAAUGUCUAUGAGAAAGCUCAUCCCUUACCCCAGGCCUCCUCUCCAGGUACCCAAAGUGCUAACCUGAUGGCUGGUGGUGAUCAAACUCAGCUUCCACACAAUGGAAAAGAGCAAUGUGUGCAUCAGAGACUGUCGACAGUGCCUGUGAUCUCUUAUGAGGGAAGCCCACUGGAUCCAGCACAAAAUCUCAGGAAAGCAAAUGUAGAUGAUUCAGGUGGAAUUACAGAGGUUUCAACCAAAAGUGAAGAGAAUGACUGGUCAUCAUUAAUACCUCCACACCUCCUUCAUCCAAUAAUUUAUAGAAAUCCAAUCAAGAAUGCUCGUACUAACCCCAAGAAAAAACGAGGAUGUAGAAUAAAAAAUCCUGAGCCGCCAACCUGUAACUGUCCAGAUAAGAACAUUCCAUAUUACACACACCUUGGGGCAGGACCAAGUGUUGCUGCUAUCCGGGAAAUAAUGGAGAAUAGGUUUGGUCAAAAAGGAAAUGCAAUAAGGAUAGAAAAAGUAGAGUUGACGAAAGAGGACAAAGAGCACAAUAAGAUAUGCCCAGUUGCUAAGUGUGUUAUAAGAAGAAGCAGUGAAGAAGAAAAAGUUCUUUGCCUGGUCCGGGAUGCUCCAGGUCACCGUUGUGCUAAGUCUGUGAUUGUGGUGCUUAUCAUGUUGUGGGAAGGCAUCCCUCCACACAUUGCUGACAGUUUAUACUCGGUGCUCACUGAGAGUCUUAAGCUAUACAGCGGUCAUCCCACAGACCGAAGAUGUACCUUCAAUAAUGCGAGGACUUGUACAUGUCAGGGAACUGAUCCAGAGACUUGUGGAGUUUCAUUCUCUUUUGGCUGUUCAUGGAGUAUGUUUUAUAAUGGUUGCAAAUUCUCUAAAAGUGCCAAUCCCAGAAAAUUUCGAGUUGACCCCAGUUAUCCUUUACAUGAAAAAAAAAUUGAAGAGCAUUUGCAGUAUUUGGCUACACUAUUAGGUCCAAUUUAUAAGCAGUUUGCCCCAGAUGCUUACCAAAAUCAGGUGCAAAAUGAACAUCUUGCCCCUGAGUGUCGACUUGGCAACAAAGAGGGUCGUCCUUUCUCUGGGGUCACUUGUUGCCUGGACUUCUGUGCGCAUCCCCAUAAGGACAGUCAAAACAUGAGUAACGGAAGCACUGUGGUAUGUACUUUAACACGAGAAGAUAACCGCUCCAUGGGAGUUGUUCCCCAGGAUGAGCAGCUCCAUGUGCUCCCUUUUUAUAAACUUGCAGGCACAGAUGAGUAUGGCUCAAAGGAAGGAUUCGAAGCCAAGGUCAAAUCUGGGGCCAUUGAGUUCCUAACACCUUCCUGUCAAAAAAAACCUUGUUUUUCUGCUCCAAUUCCUCGUUGUGAGAUCAAUAAGAAGAAGGCAUCGAAGCGGGCAUCAAAGACGACUUCGGCUUGCUCACCCAAGAUACGAGCAGUGGAGAAGAGCGAAGCAACUAACAACUGUUCGCCGGCCUCUUCCGAGCAGCACACGGUUCAGCAGCCUCCGCCCAUGCCCUCUCCUCACCUUGCUCCUUGUGUCACAGAACAUGAGCAGCAUUCUGAAGCAGAUAAGUCUCCGUCAACUGCAAAAGCAAAGCCCCAUUUCGUAGAGGUUUUGGUAGACAAUGAGCCUAUUUUCUUAGAUGGAAAUAUAGGUGGAUUGGCAAUAGCACCCGGUCACGGCUCUAUUUUGAUUGAGUGUGCCCGCCUAGAGACUCAUGCUACAACAUCAGUCGCCAAUCCAAACCGGAAUCAUCCGACCCGCCUGUCCCUUGUCUUCUACCAGCACAAAAGCUUGACUCGGCGACAUCAUGGUUUCAUGUUCCACAAGAGUAAAAGGGAGGCUGAAGGAUCUAUGAAGGAGGCUUUGGCGCAUAAAGAUGAGGCAGCUAAGGAAGGCCCUGAACUACCCCCUGAAGACAAUGCAUCACACCAAAUUCCCUCUCGUAAGGCAUUAACAUUAACCCAUGAUAAUGUUGUCACAGUUUCCUCUUACGCUGUCACACAUGUUGCAGGACCCUAUAACCGUUGGGUCUGA